Molecule: messenger RNA, 225 nt
Organism: Dovyalis caffra
Lineage: Eukaryota; Viridiplantae; Streptophyta; Magnoliopsida; Malpighiales; Salicaceae
Source: the annotation of a GenBank genome assembly
AUGACUUAUAUGACACUAGAACAACCUAGAACGAUAGACUUUGGACUCAAAGGCUCUUACAGGGGGAUUUCGAGUGGAGUGGAUGUGAAUGAUGGUAGAAAUAUCAAUGUUAAAGAUAUGAAUAUGAAGGGGGUUGAUAUGAAUUCGAUAAUAUUAAUGUUAGAGUCCGUGAGAAGAAUGUGGGUAUGGAAACAAAUGUUGAAAAUGUCAAUCUUGAUGGAGUAG